This is a messenger RNA of Alosa sapidissima (American shad), 1488 nucleotides long. RefSeq names its product basement membrane-specific heparan sulfate proteoglycan core protein-like. Gene Ontology annotation, biological process: cell adhesion. The coding region runs from base 48 to 1208 and encodes 386 amino acids. Lineage: Eukaryota; Metazoa; Chordata; Actinopteri; Clupeiformes; Clupeidae. The transcript has 9 exons. Gene Ontology annotation, cellular component: membrane. The record is from RefSeq and is a predicted model, not a curated record.
AGACACCAGUGAAAGGGACUAGCAGCUCUUCUCGUGUCCUGCUCACCAUGGACGUCUCCACAGCCACGCUACUGCUCACCUGUCUCCUCCACGCAGCGACUGCCCAGGCGCCCUCGCUCUCCAUCGAGCCCCGGGGUGCAUCGGCACGUCUGGGGGAGACGGCGAUCUUCCACUGCCGCGCCAUCAGCGGCACACAGCCCAUCAAGCUGGAGUGGAAGAAGACCAACAACCAGCCCUUGGGAGAUAACGUGAAGGUCGGCCCUGACGGCACAGUGCUGACCAUCACCAGCGUUAAGGCCACCAACCAGGGAUCCUACCGAUGCAUCGGCACCAACAGCCAGGGACGAGGAACCAUCACAGCUUCGCUCAACAUCAAACAGUCGCCAAAGGUGCGCGUCACCCCUGCCAGCCCUGUAGAUCUCAAAGUGGGCAGAGCUUUGUCACUGGAAUGUCAUGCCACUGGAAAACCCCACCCCACAAUCACCUGGUACAAACAGGAAGGAACACAGCACACAGCACUAGUUUCCUCGACAACCACUGAUUCCAGUGCCCAAUAUAAGGUGGCAGCUUUGCGAGCUCAGGAUGGGGGCACCUACAUCUGUCGUGCCCAGAACAAGGAGGGCUCCACGGAGGUGAAGGUGCAGGUGCGAGUGGGUGGAGGGGCCUCUGAUGGUGCCCUGCCCAAGGCCACGGUCUCCGUAGAGGAGAUCACCGCCGUGCAGGGCCAGACCGUCACCAUGCAGUGCCAAGGCAGCGGUUCUCCUACUCCGGUAAUCUCCUGGUCCAAGUUAAGGGCUCCAUUGCCAUGGCAACACAAGGUAGUAGGGGGCUCCUUGACCCUCACUAACGUUGGGAGACAGGACUCAGGUCAGUAUAUCUGCACUGCCACUAACUCAGCUGGGGAGACGGAAGCCUAUGUGCAAAUGGAGGUGGAAUCCCCGCCCUACGCCACCACUCUACCUGACCAGGUAGCAGCUCGAGCUGGCGACGCCCUCCGACUACAGUGCCUAGCCCACGGCUCCUAUCCAAUCAAGUUUCAGUGGAGCAGAGGGGGUGGGGCCUCCCUUCCCUCUAGAGCCACAACCACCAGCGAGGGCGUGCUGCUGAUUGGUCAGCUGAGUUCGAGUGACGGCGGUGUCUACAAAUGCAUGGCCACCAAUCACGUGGGCUCCCAUGAAGCCCAGGCCAGAGUGACUGUGAGAGGCUAGGGUGUGAGGCGUCUGACACAUCCUGCAGGUGAUGGUCACAUUCCCCUGCUCCUUCUCGAAGCCAGACGCGCACACACCUACACACUUAAACACAUUCGCAGGCACACACACACACACACCGACACACAAAUACACACACACAUGCAUAGAAAUGAAUGCAUGCACAUACAGACAGGUGUGCACAAGAAAGAGAAGAACAUUCCAGAAUCUUCUUCUGAGGUUGUCUCCAUGUCAACCACAUGAAAAUCAAACAAUAAAACAAUAAAAGUCCCAGAUUGGA